AUGGACGCGAACAUUCAGCGCUUCCUCAAUGACAAGCUAUAUGAUAAGCGCAAGAUCGGGGCACUCGACCUGGAGCGUACCAUACGUGAGCUGAUCGCCGCCAAGGACUAUGCCAAAAUCGAAGCUAUCCUCGAUCAGCUUUGCAACGACUACGCGUAUGCUGUUCAUCAACCUCAUGCACGCAACGGUGGCUUGAUAGGCCUGGCUGCCGCCGCAAUAGCACUCGGCCCGGAGCUUCCCAAGUACCUCGAGCUCAUUGUUCCUCCUGUCCUUGCUUGCUUCACGGACCAGGAUGCCCGGGUAAGAUAUUAUGCAUGUGAGGCUAUGUACAACAUAGCCAAGGUGGCCAAGGGUGAAAUUUUGGUCUACUUUAACUAUAUUUUCGAUGCCCUAUGCAAAUUGGGCGCCGACUCCGAGCUCUCUGUCAAAAACGGCGCCGAGCUUUUGGAUCGCCUAGUUAAAGAUAUUGUAUCGGAAUCGGCCGCGACCUAUGUUUCAGUGCUACAGCAGCCUCAGGACUUCGACGGAGACGAUAAGAACGCCAACGACGAACAACUAGACUUGCCCACUGCCUUCUCCUUGCAAAAAUUCAUCCCCCUGCUGCGGGAGCGCAUCUUCGCCCUGAAUCCCUUCAGCAGAACCUUCUUAGUCGGUUGGAUUACUCUGCUGGACUCGAUUCCCGAUCUUGAGCUUGUCACCUACCUGCCUGAAUUCCUUGGGGGACUUUUGCGUUUUCUUAGUGACUCCAACCGAGACGUCCAUGUUGCUACUCAGGGUUGCUUGGACAAGUUCCUGGCUGAGAUCAAACGCAUCGCUCAAGUCAAGAAGGGAAUAACCGAGAGCAAGAGGUCCAGAGAGGCGGCAAGGCGAAGCAGAAAAGACUCGAUCGGUAGCGGUGGUGGCCGGCCCCUUGAGGAUGGGGACGAGGUCGACUCCAUUACGGCAAACGAGGACGACGAUGAUGUUAGCAGCGAGGAUGACUGGGUUCCCGGGCAGGACGUACAAAUCAACUACAAGGCCAUCCUGGAGAUACUAACAGCCACUCUCGAUUCGCCCUUAGAAGAGGACGGACUUCUAGAAUCGCUACGCUGGAUCGUUGAAUUCCUCGAAAUCUGCCCGGAAGAAGUAUUGCCAUUUACGCCCAAGAUACUGGCACAUUUGCUGCCGGCUAUGGCUAGCGGGGUUGAAUCGAUUCGCCAAGCCGCCGCCAGAGUCAAUAACUCGCUGAUGGACUACGUGGUUUCUCUUUCUGACGAAGCAGAUCUUGUAUCCGCCCCACCGGCUUCCAUUGAGCGACUGAACGGAAAUGCGAGCAAUCGUGCGUCUUUGUCUAGUUCACGAGACCUCGACCUCCGCAGUCCGACACCAGCUCAGUCGAGGCCACCUGAACGAGCCCCUACUCCGGCAGUCGCGCCUCAGCCAACACCUCAGCCAACACCUCAAGCUGACCUAGACUAUGUUGCUGCCGUGAACUCACUGACACUGUUGUUCCUGAACGAUCACGAGGCUACCCGUGUUGCUGCCCUGACAUGGUUGAUCAUGCUGCACCGAAAAGCGCCCAGAAAAGUGUUGGCUUUCAACGAUGGGACUUUCCCAGCCUUGCUCAAGACCCUUUCCGACCCUGCAGAAGCAGUCGUUACCAAGGAUUUGCAGCUUCUCUCCCAAAUUUCGAGAAACAGUGAAGACGACUAUUUCUCCAACUUCAUGGUUAACCUACUGCAGUUAUUUUCGACCGACAGAAAGCUUCUAGAGACGAGGGGCAACCUCAUAAUCCGACAACUUUGCACAAGUCUCAGCGCCGAGCGGAUCUACAGAACAUUGGCUGAUUGUAUCGAAAAGGAAGAGGACGUCGAGUUCGCGAGUAUAAUGGUGCAAAACCUCAACAACAAUCUCAUUACCGCCCCUGAACUAGCGGAGUUGCGGAAGCGGCUCAGGAACCUCGAGACAAAGGAUGGUCAAACGUUCUUUGUAGCGCUUUUCCGAUCAUGUGCCGAGCUUGAGAUGACGGUCAACAUGCUCAUCCAGAUCGACAAGCUGGUUCAACUACUGGAGUCGCCGGUUUUCACUUAUCUUCGUUUGCAACUACUCGAGCCGGAAAAAUACCCACACCUGUACAAGUGUCUCUACGGACUUUUGAUGCUUCUACCGCAAUCAUCGGCCUUUGCGGCCCUGAAAAACCGCCUCAACAGCGUCAGCUCGAUCGGCUAUCUCCAUAUUGCGCCUAGACCGUAUGUCAACUCUGCCACUGGGAAUGGUGUUAGUGGAGGAGGCGCCCAUUUGUCUCACCCGCGACAUGGCUCAGUCGCCGAGGCGCUUGUCGGCUCCCCCUCUUCAACACCGCUACCGUCCCCAAGCCGUAAAUGCACUUCAGGAAUCGAUACUCACAUGUUGUUGACCCGCAGCACUGCUACUACACCAAGUGCGUCCACAUUUGACCGCCCCAAUCGACUUAAGGGAAGAGACGACAGCAUCAUCCGCUGGACUGAACUGCUAGAGAAAUUCCGAUCAGUCCAGGAACGUGCCAGGCGCCUUCAACGCGGAGAUACAGACGACGCUUCGUCGGCGUUGAGUGAUCUGAGGAUAGGAGGAGGCGAGGCCGCAAUGGAUGCCAAGGGCACCGGCAGGGAAGGAGCAGGAGGGCGGGCGCCUCCUGUUCCGGCAAAGGAUCCGCCGGUGGCUGCGCCUCCGACAAAAACCCGAACACUCGGAAGGCCAUUUGGAAGACUGGGAGGGGCAGUGGCAGGAAGAGGCAAGCGAGCCCAGCAAUGA
Molecule: messenger RNA, 2769 nt
Organism: Sordaria macrospora k-hell
Lineage: Eukaryota; Fungi; Ascomycota; Sordariomycetes; Sordariales; Sordariaceae
Source: RefSeq, a predicted model, not a curated record